Molecule: messenger RNA, 1470 nt
Organism: Thrips palmi
Lineage: Eukaryota; Metazoa; Arthropoda; Insecta; Thysanoptera; Thripidae
Product: HORMA domain-containing protein 2-like
Exons: 9
Coding region: 245-1387 (380 amino acids)
Source: RefSeq, a predicted model, not a curated record
UUGAAGACCAUGGCACAUUUCCAUUUAUUUUUCUGUAGGAAGAUGAUAAAACAGGCGUACGGAACAACUCCAAUUACGGAUGAUCCAUCCACGGGUUAAAUUCUGACUGCCCUCACUUUUUUUAAUUUUUUGGUUACAUGAUAGUGGUAACACUGGGUCAAUAGCGGCAACGGAUGCGAACGGUUUGAACUGAGCUGUUAACGGUAAGCACGGAUCGGUAAGGAACGAGUGAGUAGUGGAAAACAUGGCGUCAGGCACGAGCUUUAAGAAGUGCGAAAAUGAGCAGGCAAUUCUUUUACCGUCCCCCACUACUAGAGAGCAAUCGGGGCUCAUGAUAAAGAAGCUCACUGGAGUAUGUGUCUCUACCAUCGCGUUCCUCAGGAACCUGUUUGAUAGUGAGAAUUUUGAAACAAGAUCAUUGUGUGGUCAGAACGUACAGAUUCUCAAGAGAUCAUGCCAUCGUAACAAUGGGGUGGACUGCCUCUUAAAAUGGCUCAAAGGGGUCUUUGAUGCCUUGGACAACAAAUACCUCAAAACAGUAAGUUUAGAGAUAAGGGAUGUGACAGGCUUACUGUUGGAAACAUAUGAGUUUCAUUAUACGUUCCAUGAUGAUCAACCACUGUUAAAUAUAGAAACAUCUAAAAAUAUCCAUGUCGGCGGUACUGUUUGGAGAGACUCUUCUAUGGAAGAAAUACGGAUUCUUCUGCGAAACAUUCUUGUGGCAACAUCUGCUCAACCCAUACUGCCUCCUAAUUGCUUCACAUCUGUGAGGAUCCACUAUCAUGAUGGUACUCCAGAAGAUUAUGAACCGCCAGGAUUCAAACCAUUUUUUGGAGAAUCACCAGAUCAUGUGCACCCUAACAGACUAAAAUUGGCAUGCGGUCAAGUGUCCACAAAAUUCCAUACUUUGAAUAUUAAAACUAAACUUGCACAGACUAUCCCAAGUUCCUCUGAACCAAGCACUCCUGAAAUUCGUUGUGAGUGUGGAUUGGAAGAUCGUGCUGGAAGUUUACUCAAAUGUGAAACAUGUGGAACUCUACAGCACUUGGCUUGCUACAAAAUAUUUUCUGAGGAAAAUUCUCAAUCACAGAGAACUCACAAGUGUAUAAAAUGCGGAAAUUCAAAGCCACCUAAAGAUUUUGAUGCAGUGUCUUGUUUGUUCCGGCGAGUUAUAGCCCUGUGUGCUAAGAGCAAGUCGGUGUCUAUCAAGAAACUGACCAAUGAACUUAAUCUAAACCCUGACUCUGCUUUAGUGCACAUGAAAAAGCUUCAAAGAGAGGGUGCCCUGCAAAAGAGUAUUGUGCCAAUUUGUCUUGAGAAAACUGAUUUCAUGCACACGGUUAAUAAAAGUGCAAUUGACAAUUUCAAAGUGAAAUAUUUCAACUAAAGGAAGUUCAAAAUUUGUAUUUAAUUCACAAUGUGCCACAUUUGUUUAUUCAAAAAUUAAGUUGUUGUUAAUGAUUAAGAUAA